UGGAGGAACGGAUUCUUUGACAUUUCAAAGGCAGUGUUCGUUUUCUGAUACGAAAAUAUCAAUAAUGAUCAAUAACUCAAACAAAACAAUAGUUGCGACAAUAUUAUAACAAUAUUUCGCUCUUUAUUCAAACAAAACUUUGAGAAUGUGUGAUGUUUGUUCGGAGUUUUCACAGCUUUUAGUUAACUGCGAAACGCGACUAACCGACGAUGUGUCCCAAUAUCCCUCAAUAAGUCAGACUGAGCUUGAAACAGUAUUAAAUUACAUUCUUUCCUGGCCACAGAGGCAAUGCAUGUGUUGUUACCGUGACGUUAAAAAUUUUGAAAGAUUUUAUCUUGUUGUGCAAAGUAUUAUUUGUCUUUCGGUAUUUCAACUGAAAUUACUUAAAGAUGAAUUAAUUGCUGCAUCAGUGAAUCCACCAAAUAAUACAUCAGAUACCAGUCAAGAGAUACCAAAGGAUGAGAAGAAUAGCUCAACAAAUAAUGAUGAGAGUGAUGAGAAAUCAGAGGGUGAUUUAAAACAAGAGAGUACAAAAAAAGGAGAGCCCAGUGAGCAGAGUUCUAGUGAUGUAGCUAAAACAGAAAAGUUAUCCACAAGUACUGAAAAUGAGCCAUGGCCUAUACAGCAGAGAGAAAAACUUUUACACAUUGUGUCUAAAGUUUUUCUUCAUAACUUUCCAUUGUACACAGCUUGCAAACACUCCACUUUGAGUAGACUCGAUGAUCUCUCCGCUCAAGAAAUAUCAAAUCUAAGCUCAUUUUGUGACCUACAUGAUACUGAAAUACCACCAUAUUUAUUGAGAAAUGUAAAUUUAUUUUGUAAAUUGGGUGGGGUGUGUGCAAUGACAGCUGUGUUUGAACAUGCCACAGCGAGUACUCUACCACUAUCUAUGGCACAUGCAAUUGUAGCAGCGGUAGGAAAUUUGAAACUGUGGUUGAAUUUUAGAGCUGUAGCACAACAGUUCAUGCCUCUCCGUAGCAAAAUACUCAAAUACAUGUGCAGCUUAGAGGAUAAGGACUUGAGAGUCCCUGCAGUCAAAUCAAUGGCGGACUUCAUGUGGGGUGCAGCAAAAGAGCCUUUAGACUCACCGCUUGCCUUCGAUGCAGAUGGGCUCGCACUGGCUUUCAAAUACUUCAAUAGCAGUACAUUAACCAUGAGGCUAGCUGGUAUAGCUCAGAUCAAUGCUCAUAUAGCUGCGCACAAUGAGCUGUGUGCAGGAGAAUCAGCGGCUGAUGCUGAGGUAGCUGGACAGCAUUUGGCUGCAUGGCUGUCAUUCAAUAACAUCAUUGAACAUUUGUUUGGACCUAAUUUGCAUGUUGAGGUUAUCAAACAGUCCCACAUGAUCCUCAAAUUCCUAGCAGUGGAGGGACAAGUUACCUCCGAACAUGUUGAGCUUGUGUGGGCAGCAGCUCAGCUAAAGCACUGUGGACGGCAAGUGUAUGACCUCCUGCCGGGAUUCAUUAGAGCUUUAUCUCCUAAACCAUGUGCCCAUCUCUAUAGCCUCCUGUGUUCUUUACCUCCUAAGGAACAUACUGAGCAGAGUCUAUACCUAGCGUCCGCACUAAUGCGUGCGAUGUGGACGCGGGGUCGCGGCGCGGGCAGCCCGGCGGGGGAACCGCCGCGUUUACCCCCACCCGCGUGCAAACCGCACCGCUCCUCGUCUGAAGCUAGCGUUAGUAUGGACCAGACGAAUUCCGAUGAUGAUCCUUGUGAAGAGCUGAGCACAUCUGGAGAAGAGGCUGGCCCCACGCCACGAAAGCAAAGCAAGCAUCAGCGUGAGUUAACAGCUGAACAAGAAUGGCUUCGCGAGGGUGAAGAACUUACCAAAAAGGAGUGCACAACACUUAAAUCAUGUCAAAAACGCAACAAGCGCGCUGGCAGUAGCGGCAGUGCGAGCAGCGGUCCUGAAGAGCUGUUGCGGCCGCGCAAGAAGAAACUGUAUAAGAAACGGCACAAGCCCGGCAAGCCCAGGCAUUUCCCGCAAUUGAAAACUGCGGAGCUCGCGGAGUCGGUGUCGGAAGUCGAAGAAGAGUCGUCUGGAAGCGAUACAGCGCACUGCCAAUUACUAUGCGAUAAUGUUGAUGCAAGGAGAUUAAUGGAACUCCGUCUCCUGGAGAGCUACAAGCGGCGUUCUGAAGAAGAGGGCAGUGCAUCAUCAGCCGUGUCACCGCACUCGCACCGUCUGCCAGACCUCGAUGAAGAUGACUCUGCAUGUGAGGAGGAGCUGGCUAGAUUAGCGGCUCAGGCGCAGUGCAUCCCCGAGUACGGCGUGGGCGCGCUGGCGCUGGGCGUGGCGGCGGGCGGCGCGCUGCCCUUCAGCGUUGACGACGUGUGCCGCCCGGGGAACACGCUGCUGUGGGACCUGCUGCAGGACGGCGCUAUCGAACAACUCGGAGAAGGUCUUGCGUUGGAGGCUGAAAAAGCUCUAUGUGCUCUGUUGUGCUUCAGCACAGAUAAAUUUAUUAGGAUUAAGUUCAUUGAAGGCUGUCUAGACAACCUCGCGAAUCACAGGUCUGUUGCUGUUUCUCUUCGGCUAUUGCCGAAGUUGUUUUCGUCUUUUCAACAAUUGCGUGGAAUGGACAUGCAUCAGGUGGUAAUGUGGGCGGAGCGCGAACGCGGCAUGAUGCGCUUGUUCCUUGAGGACUUGCGGCACUACGUCAAGCAGCGAGCCAGUGCAAGUGCGAGUGCUAGCGCCAGUGGCAGUACGUGUGGUGCAAGCGAGGCACAGCACUACGCUCAUAUCACUGAGCUGACGGUGCGCUUGCACUUUCUGACCGCUAUCUUCUCGCCGGUCGGAUCGCCGCACCAUUUUAGACUGACAGUAGAGCAAGUGGAGGAACUAUGGCAAUGCCUAGUUGUAGAAGGUACCAGUGAAUGUGCCGAUUGCCUGUACUCGUGGCUACUGUCGCACACCAAGACGCCCGACCAGCACGCGCUAGGUUUGGAUGCGUUAAGGUUCUUGUAUGUGGAGAAGAUGCCUACUCUUGAUCCAGAGACGAUAAGCAUAAUGGGGCUCAGCCUGUACCAGCAGCUGUGCAACUUGGCGCGCAUGGCGCUGGGCGCGGGCGACUCGCACCCGCACCACGCCCACCACCCGCACACGCUGGCCAUGGACCACCUGUGGAAGAUCGCGCUGCGGGCCAACAGCACCGAUGUAUCAAUGGGUGCGAUCCAGUACUUGAACAGCUAUUAUAUGGGGCAGCAAUUACAGCAAGAAGAUGAUUUUGUCUCGAAGUGCAUGUUUCACUUGUCGUCUGCGGCUGAGAGGCUCAUUACUAAAAGUCAAGAUGGUGAAGGCACUUCAAAUCAGGACAUAAAAUGUGAUGAUACAAAAGAAGAAAAGACGGCCGAUAAACAAAAUAUCUAUGAACAUAUGACUGAAGAGGCGGCUCUGCAAUGUAUACAGAGGGCAUUACUAUUGUUGAAGACUCACUUGGAUACUUUUAAAAGAAGAUACGCGUACCACCUGCGGCGCUGGGCGCUGGCGGAGUCGGGCGCGUGGGAGGGCGGCGCGGCGGGCGGCGCGGGGGGCGCGGGCAGCGUGCGCGUCACGCUGCAGCCGGCCGGCGCGGGCCCGCGCGCGCUGCUCACGCUGCACCACUCCGACCUGGUGGCGCACCUGCGCGCGCACGUGCACGUCUGGUGGGAGAAGCAGAUUCAAGGCGAAGAAGCUGUUACAGCUUUAUCGACGGAUGGACCUCUGAGAAUGAUAACUCAAGGACAAGAGCUCACAAUUGACUAUGAUGAACGUACUCUAUAUGAUAUGGGGUUUAAAGAUAAUCAGUUGGUGUUCGUAUCGGUGGGCGUGGGCGGGCGGAGCGCGUGGGCGGAGUGGCCGUCCGCGCAGCCGGCGCCGGCGCGCGCGCGGCUGCCCACGCACCUGCUGCUCGACCCCACGUACUUCCACCACCUGUUCACGCUCAUGCAGGCGCUGGGACAGAUGAAGGAGCCCGCCGCUAACGGGGAACUCAUGGCCCAUACGAAAGCACAAUUACUAUCUCGUCGCGUAUGGGACAUUCUACAAGCGGUUCCACUAAAUCCUACGCUUUUGGAAGCAUUUCAAAAUCCUUCCGAAAAUAAGCUGCCUGAGCUCUUGGAUCCAACGAGUCCGCAAAAACUCAUGUAUUCCUUACAUAUAAUCGAUAAGUUGAGCUCAAAUAAUGGCAACCCAAACGUGAAGGAAAGUUCUGGAAUAAUUACUGGAACUUUGGAAAAAGCCGAAGAGAAAGUUGUUGUUGAAAAUUGGAAUGAAUUGUUCAUAAAGAAAGGUGGUCUGAGGUUGCUGUAUGAUAUUAUGAUGUCUGGUGUAUUACAACGAAGUGAUGACAGUGAAUGGCGACAGGAUUGCCUUGCGUUGUUGCUGCAACUAUUAUGUCGCAUUGGAACGUUACCAUGCGCUGAAGCUGGUCAAACACCUAAAUUACACCCGGCAUUGCUAUCUCUGAUGAGUGUAGAGGAGACAACGGAUAGGCUUAUAUCAAUUUUGUGCGAGGCUGCUACUGCUAAGGAACCUGUUACAUACAAAACAGGGUUUUGGGGACGGGCGCAGGUGGUACAACACGCAAUGCGUAUGUGCGUGGUGUGGGCGCGGGGUGGUGGUGAAGCGGCUGCGUUAGCGUGGGCGUUGAGAAAAGCGGCGCCGAGGUUACUGCUCGAUGAUGCUGAUCCGGCGGUACGUCGCGAAGCCGGCAGUGCAUUGUACCGGUUAUGUGCCGGCGGCGAAGUGUCUGUUCUAGCGCCACUAUUACAGUUGCUGCUACAGCACUUGCCAAGGGCAGCUGAUAUGCGGCCUCAUCAUCAUCACCACCAUCAUCAUCACGAGGUUGUCCACCAUCACGCGGAAGAAGGCAAAGAGCCAUAUGGACCAGCGUGUCGUGAUUAUUUCUGGCUAGUCUGUAGGUUGAUAGAUGGCUUACCAGAAGACUUCUUUAAAGAAGGUGCAUUAUCUGAAGAUAGUGGGGCGCCUGAUCUCAAUGAAUUAUGUGAACAAAUCAGUUGUUCUCUAGAAAAGAGGGAAAUAAUAGAAAAGCGUUUAGAGCCAUGCACGCCAGAUGACGGACUAUACGGACAAUUGAGUUUACUGACACAUCUUCUAAAACAUCCUCUAACAUUCAAAACUUCCGAACAGGGUACUAGGACAUUAGAAAUGGUGUUUGGCUUUCUAUUCGAUGUACCGAAUCCGUCGCAACGCAACUUACCAAAGUGCAAGUCGCAGAAAUCUCGAGCUGCGGCGUACGAUUUGCUUGUAGAGUUGGUCCGCGGUGCUCCCGAUAACUAUAUGGUGCUUUAUCAGAAACUCAUGGAACACCACAAACCAGGUCCAGCAUCAUCAUACCCGUGGGACUACUGGCCAGCGGAAGAGUCUCGGUCGGAGUGCGGCUACGUGGGGCUGACCAACCUGGGCGCCACGUGCUACAUGGCGUCGUGCAUGCAGCACCUGUUCAUGAUGCCGCAGGCCCGAGCUGCGUUGCUGCGUGCCGACCCGCAGCACAGCCGCCACGCUGCUACGCUGCAUGAGAUGCAGCGCAUGUUCGCUUACCUAAUGGAAAGUGAACGAAAGGCGUAUAACCCCAGAAGCUUUUGCAAAGUGUACCAAAUGGAUCAUCAGCCGUUAAACACAGGGGAGCAGAAAGAUAUGGCGGAGUUCUUUAUUGACCUCGUGUCUAAGCUAGAAGAGAUGACGCCAGAAUUGAAGAAAUUAGUCAAAACAUUAUUUUGUGGGGUGCUCAGUAACAAUGUUGUGUCUUUGGACUGUCCGCACGUAUCUCGAACGCUAGAAGAGUUCUACACGGUGCGCUGCCAGGUGGCGGACAUGCGCAACCUGCACCAGAGCCUCGACGAGGUCACCGUCAAGGACACGCUCGAGGGCGACAACUGUUACACGUGCUCGCACUGCUCCAGCAAAGUGCGUGCUGAGAAACGAGCGUGUUUCAAGAAACUCCCCCGGAUACUCUGUUUCAACACAAUGCGGUACACAUUCAACAUGCUCACAAUGUUAAAGGAGAAAGUGAACACGCACUUUUCAUUCCCGAUGCGGUUAGAUAUGUCCGGCUAUGUGGAGAAACAUCUUAUGCCGGCACAGUAUCAAGAGGAGAAGAGGAAAUCGGCUGAACUGAGGAAAGAUGGUGAAAGCAGUCCAAACAAUGAAUCUGAUGAUAGUUUAGAGGAGGAACAUUACGAAUACGAGCUGAUAGGCGUAACCGUACACACGGGCACAGCGGACGGCGGGCACUACUACUCGUUCAUACGCGACCGCGAGCGGCCGCAGCACGACCGCUGGCUGCUGUUCAACGACGCGGAGGUGAAGCCCUUCGACCCGGCGCAUAUCGCCGCCGAGUGCUUCGGGGGCGAGAUGACGAGCAAAACAUACGACUCAGUGACUGAUAAAUUCAUGGAUUUCUCCUUUGAGAAGACAAACAGUGCAUACAUGUUGUUCUACGAGUUGAGUCCGCCGCGGAACCAGCGUGGCUCUGACUCUGGCCAGCAAGAAGAAGCACAGUCAUCGACUGCAGAAGAGAGUCCGAGUUCGUCGCUAGAGCGGCGCAACGGCGACAGCAAUCCCGAGAUCGAACUACCUCCGGAUUUGCUCAACUGGAUAUGGGACGAUAACAUGCAGUUCUUGCAUGAUAAGAAUAUAUUUCAGCACGCGUAUUUUACAUUCAUGGGUCAAAUGUGUAGUUCUGUUCCGCAAUCGCUUUUGACAUUGCGGCCAGAAAUCACAGAAGUGGCUGCAAGAUUGUCCACGUCGUUUUUUAUUGAAACGUUUAUCCAUGCUAAAGAAAAGCCAACAAUGGUAUCAUGGGUGGAGUUAGUGACGAAGCAGUUUAACGCGUCCGCCGCCGCGUCCGAGUGGUUCUUGGGACACAUGGCGGAUGACACGUGGUGGCCGAUGCAGGUGCUAAUAAAAUGUCCGAAUCAAAUGGUUCGGCAAAUGUUUCAGAGGCUAUGUAUGCACGUCAUACAGAGGCUAAGGUCUAGUCAUUGUGCGUUAUACCUGCAGGGUAUGGAGGAAGGCGAGGAUAGUAGUAAAUUGGGCGAAGCGAGUUGUGUUACUAGGUUUAUAAGGAUGUUGUUAUCUUUGAUGGAGUCAGGCGCGCGGUCUCACCUGCGCCACCUGACGGAGUACUUCAGCCUGCUGUACGAGUUCAGCAAGAUGGGCGAGGAGGAGGGACGGUUCAUGUUGCGGGUCAACGCUAUAUCGAGCAUGGUCAACUUUUAUCUAGGACAGAAUUCUAAUACGGUGGAAUCCCCCACCGAGGAGGCGGGCAGCAGCGGUAGCGGCAGCGGCAACAACGAAUCUGGCGGUGAUAAACUACGGCCCGGGGCGUUGGACAAGAUGGUCGCGCUCGUGGCGGGACUGCUCGAGCGCAGCCGCGACGCCGCGGGGCAGCUCGCGCUGGGGGACAGCGACGCGAAGGCGCUGCUUCACGCUAAGGGGUUUCCAUUUCUCUACCAACAAACACGAGACUGCCUGAACCUGCAGCAGACGCGCUCGCUGAUAUUCGCUCUGUGCCGCUGGAACGAGCCGCUCGCGCAGAAGAUCGUGCACAUGAUAUUUCAAGCGAUUGCGAAACACUCUGAAAGCUGCGGGCCGUUUUUUAAAUUGAUAACGCUGCUGGUGGAAGGCAGCGGUGGGGGGAGCGGUGGGGGGGCGGGCGGCCUGCCGUGCUUCACGCAGCUCGUGCUCGCGCGCCUGUGGGACCUGGCCGACGUGUGCCCGCACGCCGCGCUCGAGUGGCUCGCUAUGCAGGUGCCGCGCAACAAGGCGGCGCACGCGUGGGCGCUGCGCACGGCGGAGCGCUGGGUGGAGCCGCAGCUGCUGGCGGCGGGCGCGGCGCGGGUGCGCGCGGCGGCCGCGCUGCUGCUGGUGGCGCUGGUGCCGAGCCAGCACUUCCGCGCGGGCUACGCGCGCGCGCGCCCGCACCAGCACCACUCGCCGCACGCGCACCACGCGCACCACGCGCACCACGCGCACCAUGCGCACCACGCGCACCCCGCCAAGCUGCCCGACACCGCGCAUCACACGCUGCAUCAGGUAUACACGAUGUUGUUGAGCAAGCUGAAAGCGGCCCGCAAGUAUACAGACAUCGCGGUGCACGGCACUAUGAAGCUCACUGCGUAUUUUGGUGUAAUGUCUUACUGCGUUGUGAGCAGAGUGGAGAAGUUAAUGUUUGGACAAUACUUCAUGGACCUAUGGGAUCUAUACCACCCAGGGAUAUCAGAACCUUCAGUGGCCGUUCACCCCAACAAGCAAGCGCUCAUCACCUUCUGGCAUGCUGUCUCUGUCGACUGCCCGGAGAAUGUGCAGCUCAUCGUCUCCAACCCCCGGGUCAUAAAGCAUAUCGCCUUCAAUUAUAUACUUGCGGAUCACGAGGACGGCGAAGUGGUUGCGUACAACCGGGCCAUGUUACCUCCAUACUAUGCACUACUGCGGUUAUGCUGCCGGCGCUCGUGCUCCUUCGCACGCACGCUCGCACAGCACCAGAACGUGCACUGGGCGUUUAGGAAUAUUGCCCCGCAUUCGCAUCUGUAUCCGGCUGCUGCCGAUGAACUGCUCAGGCUAGCCCGCAUCCUAGCAGCACGCGGUGGAACUACCAACGGCGCUGGCAGUUCGACCAGCAGUGCGGCGGCGCCUGAAAUAGACGAGCGGGAAGCCUCCGCGUUCAGGCGGAGCACGCUAGCUGCGUACUUGCAGGGUUUGAACGGGCGAACGUCGUGGACCACGUUGAUAUCUGCGUUCUGCACGCUAGUUGAGACCGGGGACGAUAGACUGUACGUUGUUUAUAACGGCGGGUUGCAGAUGACUUUUGAGGCGUUACACAGCCUGCACGCUGUGUACGUGGAGGGCGGCGCGGGCAGCGCGAGCGGCGCGGGCGGCAGUACGGGCGGCGGCGCGGGCGUGCGCGGCGAGCUGACGGCGGCGCUGCGCUGGGCGCGCGCGCUGUGCCGCACGCUGCGCACGCGCCGCGAGCCCAAGGAGGCGCGCGCGCUGCUGCUGGCCUGCAAGGACUGGCCCGAGUGCGCACGUCGACUGCUCACGUUGUUGAAUUUGCAUCAACGCUCCGCGUUGUUACCUCAAGCUGCGCUCGGUGUGCUCCGCGAGCUAGUGAUGAUAGGGGGUGGUGCAGCACUAGGAGCACUAGUACCGCUCGCUGCGGGCGCGCACGCAGCGGCCCGCACGCCGGCCCGCCCGCGGCUGCGCACGCGCUCGCACCCGCACUGCGCGCCGCCGCCGCUCUACCGCCCGUAUCAUCGGUUUAUCGAUACGUGCUGUCGAGUAGCGCGCAGUCAGCGCUGUAUGUCGGAACAAUUGGUGCUAUUGUCAGCGCUGUGCGCGCUUGAAGCGGUGCCGCUUAGGUUCAACUAUUUCGCCGCGUUUUGGAGAGAUAUCGCUAAUACACCGGCGGACUCGAAACUUGAAGAAAUGCUCUUAGAGUGCAGCGUGCUAACGGAAUAUAUUGAUGCAAUAAUUUUAGAUGAAAGGGAAUCUUUAGAAGAUCCCACUAUUUACGAAUUUAUGCAGCACUAUUAUCCUAAGGUGUGUCAGCUGAGCGGCGGUGGGGGCAGCGGCGCGGGCGCAGUGGAAGCGCUAGCAGAGGAGCUGGGAACAUGUUCGAGCGGCGCCUUGCUGGGCCCGCUGCGCGCGCUGCUGCUGGCCAGCGCGGGCCCGCUCCCACCCGCCGCGCUGGCGGCGCUGCAGCGGGCCGUCACCGCGCUGCAGCAGCGGACGUUUUCGCUUGAAGAGGAGGAGAGCGCGGAGGGUGCGAGUGGGUCGGGCGGGGCGGGCGGUGCGGGUGGCAGU
Colias croceus (clouded yellow) is the source of this 9802-nucleotide messenger RNA. RefSeq names its product ubiquitin carboxyl-terminal hydrolase puf (gene puf). The record is from RefSeq and is a predicted model, not a curated record. Gene Ontology annotation, biological process: protein deubiquitination. The transcript has 58 exons. The annotation marks the transcript as partial. Gene Ontology annotation, cellular component: nucleus; cytosol. Gene Ontology annotation, molecular function: cysteine-type deubiquitinase activity; cysteine-type endopeptidase activity. Lineage: Eukaryota; Metazoa; Arthropoda; Insecta; Lepidoptera; Pieridae.